This is a messenger RNA of Loa loa (African eye worm), 441 nucleotides long. RefSeq lists its product as hypothetical. NCBI's taxonomy places the organism in Eukaryota, Metazoa, Nematoda, Chromadorea, Rhabditida, Onchocercidae. The coding region runs from base 1 to 441 and encodes 146 amino acids. The transcript has 3 exons. The record is from RefSeq and is a predicted model, not a curated record.
AUGCCUUGUCAAAAAAUUGUUCAACAACGAUUACGAUUAUUGGGUAGUUUUUCGAAUAGUGCAAAAACAUCAACAUCAACAACAUCAACAUCAACAACAACAAUAACAACAACGACAACAACAGCAACAACAACAACAACAACAACAUCAACCGUAUCAACUUUUCACAGUAAUAGUUGCAGUGAUCAUCGAAAUAGUAAUUAUCAGGAUUUGGUAUAUUCAAAUGGGUAUAAUUCUAAAAAUCAAUCAUGCUAUCAUCAACGAUCAGUAUCAGCAUUACCUCUCCAAGAACAUUUACAACAACAACAACAUGGAAAUGGUAGUGAUAUAGGAUAUCAUGGAAAUGGUAUUCAUUAUACAUCCAAUAAUACUGUACAAAUGCCAACCAAUUAUGGUUGUCAUCGAGAAAAUUCUACAUUAACUACUGGUAUAUUACUUUGA